Molecule: messenger RNA, 5356 nt
Organism: Mercenaria mercenaria
Lineage: Eukaryota; Metazoa; Mollusca; Bivalvia; Venerida; Veneridae
Product: nuclear RNA export factor 1-like
Exons: 22
Coding region: 38-2023 (661 amino acids)
Biological process (GO): poly(A)+ mRNA export from nucleus
Cellular component (GO): nucleus; cytoplasm
Molecular function (GO): RNA binding; protein binding
Source: RefSeq, a predicted model, not a curated record
GAUGACGUAAUACACAUGUAGAAAAAGAACUAGAGAAAUGGCUGAAUUUCGGGUGACGACUGGAAGAGACGGAAUUCGAUCAUUUGGUGAGCAUGAUGACAGAUGGACAGAUAGUGGGGGUUCCGGGAAGUUCCGAGGACGUGGCAGUUACAGAGGAAAUAGGAGAUCAUUCAACAACAAAAAAAGCUAUGGCUUCAGCAGUUACAGUCGAAGAAGUUCUGGUAGCCCAUUCAGGAGUAGAGGUCGAGGUAGAGGUGGGCCUAACCCCCGGAGUCGUGUAGAUGAUGAAGGAGAUGAUGUCAUGGGUGGCGAAGAUGCUCAAACGUCACAUAGCAGAUUCAAUCCAUAUGGUCGACCAAGUAAAGGUGGUUUCCAUGGAAAAAAUAGUAGAUAUGACAGCAACUCAAAUAAAAGAACUGGUGGUAGCAUGGGUACGUUUAAAAGACUAGGUCUUCCUAUAGACUCAAGAAGAGAUGAUGGAGAGCCACAGUGGUUCAAGAUUGUGAUACCAUGGGGUAAAAAAGCAGAUAAAGAUUUCAUUUUGAAGAAUAUAAAUAAUCACGUUGAUGUACCAUUUGUGCCAACAUAUUUUCACUAUGAGGACAACACUGCAAUUUUUUUUGUAAAUGACAAGAGAGCAGCGGAAUCUAUCAGAGGGAUCACAAAAAGAAUAACCAUGCCAACUGGAUAUAAAAUGACAAUUCUUGUGAAAAAUAGUAUUCCUCCAAACAUUCCUAUGGGCACAGAGGAAGUAGACAAACUCAAAGUUGUAAUGAGCAACAGAUAUGAUCCAACAACAAAGGCACUGAAUUUGAGCAGUUUGCACACAGAUAAAGAAUUGAGUCAAGACAACCUGUAUAUGAACCUGGCAAGACCUCAAGUGAUGACAAAUGUUGUAAAGAUCAUCCAAGAAAACAUUCCAGAGUUGUGUUGUUUGGACAUGAGUGACAACAAGCUCUUCAGUCUGGAUCAUCUAGCAGCAUUAGUGUCAUCAACUGGUGAUCUGAAGGUGCUCAACCUUGGCAAAAACAAGAUUACCCAUGUGGAGGAAGUGCGCAAACUGAAGUCCUGGAAAAUAGAGUCAUUAACGCUGGAUGGAAAUCCUCUAUGUGAUAAGUUCAAUGAUCAGACUUCAUAUAUCAGUGCUGUGAGAAAAGUAUUUCCAAAAGUUAUGAAGUUGGAUGGUAAAGACCUCCCACCACCAAUUACAUUUGAUAUCGAAGCAAGGACAGAUCUUCCAAAAUCAAAGGCAAAUUACUUUCCAAAUGCAGAGGUACAGGGACCAGUUGUUAAGUUUUUGAAGGACUAUUUCACUGUGUAUGAUGCCGCUGAUAGAUCUGGUUUAUCUGGUGCAUACCAUGAGCAGGCUAUGUUCUCACUGUCUGUAGCUUACAAUGGUGCUGUACAAUACAAGCAGAGUUCACUAUCAAGUUACAUAGAUGAGAGCAGGAAUUUAGCCAGACAACACAAAGAUUCAAGUCGGAAGCACAAGUUGUUAAAGAAGGGAAGUUUGAUAGUUCCGCAGUUAUGUUUGUUACCAAAGACCAGUCAUGAUCCUAAUUCAUUUAUAGUUGACUGCAACUUCAUGUCAUCUGCCAUGAUGAGUUUUACAGUACAAGGUGUAUAUAAGGAGGUUGACAGCAAGCAGGACAAGCAGCCUAUCCGAGCUUUCAGCAGAACAUUUGUCACAGUUCCUGGGGGAAGCGGAAUGUUGGUAGUGAAUGACAUUUUAACAAUUACAAAUGCUUCUCCAGACCAAAUUCAGGCAGCAUUUAAGACACCUGCUCCCACCCCCUCAUCUAGUCCAGUACCACAGACGUCCCCCAGUAGCCCUUUUGAGGGUUUAGGUCUAACAGAGGUCCAACAACAGAUGAUUGUCAGUUUUAUAGCAGAGUCUCGAAUGAACUCAGAAUGGUCAGCCAAGUGUCUGGCAGAGAACGGUUGGGACUAUGCUAAAGCAGGACAAAACUUCUUGGCGUUGCAACAACAAGGAAAGAUUCCCCCAGAAGCAUUUAACAAGUGAAAGUGUCCGAAUCUUCAAACAGAAGAAUUUAGUUAGCACGAAUGUUCAUCAUUAACACUACAAGUGAGACUGAGUGAUAUAUCAAGAAUAUCAAAACAAACAGUUACGGGACACAUAUCUCUUUGACAUUUUUGUGCUGGAAUAUAUCGAAACAGUAUCUGGACAGUAUCUGGACAUUGCAGUUUAAGUGGUCCUGAUUUUUGAAUCACCAUAGAUUUAUUUGUGAAUGUUUUGUGUUGAAAAUUGCAGUCAAACUGUGACAUUUGAUGAAAUGAAAUCUUAAAUAUGAGGAACACAAAUAGUGUGUUUUUAUCUUAUUUUUAUAUUUUAAAAGACUUUCUUUUAAAUCAGUCCCAUGAAGUGUUUAAGUAGCUCAAGAAGAGUAUGGAACACAGAUAAAUUCCAGUGAUGUAUAAAGCUUGAAUGGACUAAAUACAAGGAUUUAUGUUAAUCGUUUUAGCUGACUAGUGAUAAUGUACUUGUCAUGUUGUAUUUUUGAUCUGCUUCCAUUUGUCAACCAUGGCUUCUUUUUAUUCCUGGUCUGUCUAAAGUGACAGUCAAAGCUUGAUAUUUUUAUAACCAGCUAUGAUCAAGGAAACAAAAGUUGAUUUUACAUUUGGAAAGGCUACAUGUUGAUUAUAGUUAAACUCAUGAUUAAAGAUGUAUGCUUUGUCAAGUGUGUGUGAAGCUCAACAGUAUGUUCUGUUGUUAUCUUGUCUUCAACAAAUACAAAUGAUUUGACACAUUAAGUAGCUCUUUUUGUUUAGUCAAAAGAUUGUUUGUACAUACAAUACAUAUAGAAUAGCUGCAUUUUUAGCUCACCUGUCACAAAGUGACAAGGUGAGCUUUUGUGAUCGCGCGGUGUCCGUGCGUCCGUCCGUAAACUUUUGCUUGUGACCACUCUAGAGGUCACAUUUUUCAUGGGAUCUUUAUGAAAGUUGGUCAGAAUGUUCACCUUAAUGAUAUCUAGGUCAAGUUCGAAACUGGGUCACGUGCCGUCAAAAACUAGGUCAGUAGGUUUAAUAAUAGAAAAACCUUGUGACCUCUCUAGAGGCCAUAAUUUUCAAUGGAUCUUCAUGAAAAUUGGUCAGAAUGUUCACCUUGAUGAUAUCUAGUCAAGUUCGAAACUGGGUCACGUGCCUUCAAAAACUAGGUCAGUAGGUCUAAAAAUAGAAAAACCUUGUGACCUCUCUAGAGGCCAUAUAUUUCAAAAGAUCUUCAUGAAAAUUGGUCAGAACGUUCAUCUUGAUGAUAUCUAGGUCAAGUUCGAAACUGGGUCAUGUGCCGUCAAAAACUAGGUCAGUAGGUCAAAUAAUAGAAAAACCUUGUGACCUCUCUAAAGGCCAUAUUUUUCAUGGGAUCUUUAUGAAAGUUGGUCUGAAUGUUCAUCUUGAUGAUAUCUAGGUGAAGUUCGAAACUGGGUCACGUGCGGUCAAAAACUAGGUCAGUAGGUGUAAAAAUAGAAAAACCUUGUGACCUUUCUAGAGGCCAUACAUUUCACAAGAUCUUCAUGAAAAUUGGUCAGAACGUUCACCUUGAUGAUAUCUAGGUCAAGUUCGAAACUGGGUUACGUGCCAUCAAAAACUAGGUCAGUAGGUCAAAUAAUAGAAAAACCUUGUGACCUCUCUAAAGGCCAUAUUUUUCAUGGGAUCUGUAUGAAAGUUGGUCCGAAUGUUCAUCUUGAUGAUAUCUAGGUCAAGUUCGAAACUGGGUCACGUGCGGUCAAAAACUAGGUCAGUAGGUCUAAAGAUAGAAAAACCUUGUGACCUCUCUAGAGGCCAUAUAUUUCAUGAAAUCUUCAUGAAAAUUGAUCAGAAUGUUCACCUUGAUGAUAUCUAAGUCAAGUUUGAAACUGGGUCACGUGCCGUCUAAAACUAGGUCAGUAGGUCAAAUAAUAGAAAAACCUUGUGACCUCUCUAGAGGCCAUAUUUUCCAUGGGAUCUGUAUGAAAGUUGGUCUGAAUGUUCAUCUUGAUGAUAUCUAGGUCAAGUUCGAAAGUGGGUCACGUGCCAUCAAAAACUAGGUCAGUAGGUCAAAUAAUAGAAAAACCUUGUGACCUCUCUAAAGGCCAUAUUUUUCAAUGGAUCUUCAUGAAAGUUGGUCUGAAUGUUCAUCUUGAUGAUAUCUAGGUCAAGUUCGAAACAGGGUCAUGUGCAGUCAAAAACUAGGUCAGUAGGUCUAAAAAUAGAAAAACCUUGUGACCUCUCUAGAGGCCAUACUUGUGAAUGGAUCUCCAUAAAAAUUGGUCAGAAUGUUCAUCUUGAUGAUGUCUAGGUCAAGUUUAAAAGUGGGUCACGUGCCUUCAAAAAGUAGGUCAGUAGGUCAAAUAAUGAAAAAACGUAGUGACCUCUCUAGAGGCCAUAUUUUUCAUGGGAUCUGUAUGAAAGUUGGUCUGAAUGUUUAUCUUGAUGAUAUCUAGGUCAAGUUUGAAACUGGGUCAACUGCGAUCAAAAACUAGGUCAGUAGGUCUUGAAAUAGAAAAACCUUGUGACCUCUCUAGAGGCCAUACCCUUGAAUGGAUCUUCAUGAAAAUUGGUCAGGAUGUUCACCUUGAUGAUAUCUAGGUCAAGUUUGAAACUGGGUCACGUGCCUUAAAAAACUAGUUCAAUAGGUCAAAUAAUAGAAAAAGCUUGUGACCUCUCUAGAGACCAUAUUUUUCUAUGGAUCUUCAUGAAAAUUGGUCAGAAUUUUUAUCUUGAUAAUAUCUAGGUCAAGUUCAAAACUGGGUCACAUGAGCUCAAAAACUAGGUCACUAUGUCAAAUAAUAGAGAAAACGACUUCAUACUCAAAACUGGGUCAUGUAGGAAGAGGUGAGCGAUUCAGGACCAUCAUGGUCCUCUUGUUUUAUUUAGUUUGCCAGCUGUAUAUGAUAAUGUUUUAUGUUUUAGUACAUCUUUGAUCUCUUUCUGAUAAGACAGCAUUAAUAGCUUUUUUUCUUGUGCAAAUACCAAAAUUGUGUUUUAAAAUUUGGAUCAGAGGUCUGUACUGCCUUUAAUGAUAUUUUGAACCAAAUUGCUAGUGUCAUAAAAUAGCUGUAACUUCACUUCUUGACGAACUUUUGGUGAAUUGAAUAUGAAUUACUGGUACAGACAAGGUCCAAAAGAUGUAAACAUAGUGAGUUAACAAAUGCCAUACUGCAUUUAAGCAUACCUAGGUUCAAAUGUAUAUUGUUUCUAGUGCUAGUGAUUUGUUACACAUGAUUUGUGCAUGGAGAAUCCAUCUGAAGAUAUACAAUGUUUUUAUAUUGUCAACAAUUUGUACAUGUUUUGUUUUUGAAGAAAUGUUACUGUAAACCUGUUACAUUGUGUCAAAAAUUAUUUUUAAUGAAAACAA